AUGGGCAAGAAGAGCAAAAAGAACAAGAAGUGAGUCUAGGCGACGACUUCGCUCCGCCCUCCAAGCUGCGUGAUGGCUGACCGAGGUGUUUGUAUCCGUUGCAGGUCGACGGCGCAGUCGUGGUGUCAGUCGCACGCUUGACCGCACUCACCUCCCACACCGUGUUGCGUGCCACACUGACCCAGCCCUUGUCACAUGCAACAGGCUGGUACUGUGAUCGUACGUUUGAAGAUGACAAGGUCCUGCUGUUACAUCAAAAGUCCAAGCAUUUCAGGUGCGUUCAUCCCAUCCCAUCCCACCUUUGCGCUCCUCCCAAGUCUAAAUACUGACGUUGAAGAGGGGUAUGGCGAUACGCAGAUGCCCGCACUGUCCUCGUCGAUUGAACACGGCCGGUGGGUUGACGGUUCAUAUCGACCAGGUGCACAAGCUUGGUCAGCCCGACAAGUACGUGCCUCGAUCUUCCCCCUUCCCCUCCCCCCUCCCCCCUCCCCCCUCCACGAUCCCUUUGCCAUGUGGCGCUGCGGGCCAGAACGGAUUCUUUCUUCUACUUGGAGAAAUGUGUGCUCUGAUGCGGCAGGCCAUACAAUCGAGCUGACUGGCCUCGGCGCUCACGCUCUGCAGGAUCGAGAAUGCGCUUCCGGGUCGCGACACCUUCGAGGUCGAAAUCUACGGUAUGGAAGGUAUCCCCGCCGCCGAUCUCGCAGAGUGGAAGAAAAAGCAAGAAGAGGAACUGGGUGUCACGGCCGAGCAACAACGGUCCAAGAAGCCCAAAUACGACCAUCGACCCUUGUCCGCAAGCGAGAUCCGAGCCCAACUCGCCCAGCACAAGGCCCUCAUGUCCGGUCAACCGUUGCCUCCCAUGCCGGGGCAGUACAUGGCACCACCUCCUCAAAUGCAAAUGCAACCGCAUGAGCAACCGAUGAUGCCGCAGGGCUUCUUCAAUGGCCCCUCGUACGGAGCGCCGCCGCCUCAGCACCAACCGCCCCACAACUACUCGGGCGGCCCACCCCCGAACUUCUCUGCGCCCCCACCCGGCUUCAUCCCGCCCCCGCCAGGGAUGCCAUUACCACCUCCUGGGUUCCCCGGCUUCCCACCUGGACUCCCCGCACCGCCCCCUGGCUUUGUCGCCCCUCCUUCCGGGUUCCUCCCCCCACCCGGCUUCUCCGCUCCCCCCUUCUUGCCUCCCCCACCUGGCAUGCCCUUACCCCCAGGCAUGCCGAUGCCGCCACCUUUCAACCCUGCCCUCGCGACGGUCCCCAUCCCGAAACCCAAAGAAAGAUUGCCGUCGUCGGCCGUCGAGCUCAAGCCGGGCACACUGCUCGUCUAUGGCGACAACGACGUCUCGAUCGAGGAGAAGCGCGCGCGUCUGGCGCAGUACCGCGUCGAGAUCCCAAAGAACGCGCCAGAGCAAGAGGUGGGAGGUAUCACCACCGCGGUCAAUGAAGCGAGUAGGAAUACGGGCGAGACGAGGCCGAGGGAAAGGGCUGCGGAUCUGAUGUAG
Molecule: messenger RNA, 1501 nt
Organism: Microbotryum saponariae
Lineage: Eukaryota; Fungi; Basidiomycota; Microbotryomycetes; Microbotryales; Microbotryaceae
Source: the annotation of a GenBank genome assembly